CAAUCUCUUUUUCCAAUUUAAGCCACGUAAAGAUGUUUUCGGAGCUUCUUCACAGAUUUUCUCUUCAGAAUUUCCACAGUACUACUGAUUUGUUCCUCCGCUCUCUGUCGAUCGCGAAGCCCGAAAUCGCCGAGGGUAGUGAGGUGCCGAUGAGACGGCGAUACCCUCUCUCGUAAUCGAAGUGGGUCUGGAUUUCGAGGUGUUUGGAGGUGGCAUUUUGGGGUUUUUCAAGUUAGGAUUUUGCUCGAAUAAAUGCGGCUAGUUCGGUGAUUUUGAUAAGGGAAGGCAGGGAGCACGAUUUGCAUAAGUGCCCCACAUUGUUGAGCCUUGAGCGAUGCUGCACACCCGAGGAGCUUCGAGGGACGUCUGCGGUCUACUUGCGGUUAAAUGCUGUAAAGUCUCUCAAAGAAGUGAGACUGAAGGCAUUGCUGAAAACAAGCACGGUUAUGGUUGCCCUUUUCCUGAACAAGUGUCUUCUGGGCAUCUAGAGGUUCAUAGUCUUACAAGUCCCAGCAAGGAUGAGUUCUGUAGAGCUCUUGAGUCAUAUAAACCGAGCUUCGUGUACUUUCGAGGGGAAUAUCUCGAGGAUAAUGAAGUCGGCUCUUUGGUUUUGGGAGGGGUUGAUUAUACUUAUCCUGAAGCCAUAUCCGAGCUCUUUCCCACUGCAUUACCUGUCGGUGUCUAUCUGGAAAUCCCAAAUGGAGAAGAACAUGCAAAGGCACUUCAGUCUAAGGGGGUUCCUUAUGUGAUAUACUGGAAGAAUUUCGUUCCCGCUGUUGCUGCUUCCCAUUUUUACUAUGCUUUAUGCUCAUUACUAAGGAGUUCGGCUGCCCAUAUAUGGGAUGCUUUCCAACUUGCAUAUGCAUCCUAUAGGUUGUACUGUCUUCGGAAGCUCAAUGUCUCUUCUGAGGAUGACAACUUUGGAAUUCAUCUUCUGGGGAAUGCUCCAGAAAUUGAUGUUUUUACCCCUGAGGUAGAAGUGGAGGAAGACAGAGAAGGCUCUCUAAGCACUCUCCCAACUAUUAAGAUACAUGAUGACGAAGUGAACGUAAGGUUCCUUGUCUGUGGAGGGCCAUGCACUUCGGAUGAAAUAUCAUUAGGAUCAUUGGAGGAUGGCCUCAAUGCCAUAUUAACUACCGAAAUACGUGGCAGCAAACUUAUCGGGAAGUUUAGUGUGCUCCAACCACUUAUUCAGACAGAGACAUUCUCUCGUGACGUUGUGACCAUGCGAUGUGAUGUAUCAACCAGCAGCUGUGCACAUGUCUCGUUCUUGCUAUCGGGUAAUGCACAAAUAUGCUUCGACGAUCAGCUGCUUGAGAACCACAUUAAGAAGGAGAUUAUCGAAAAGAGCCAACUGGUCCACGCCCCUACCAAUUUUAAUGAAAAUAGAGUGCCAACCUCUGAGCCUAGAUUAUCGGCUUCAGUGGCUUGUGGGGCCAAAGUCUUUGAAGUUAUCAUGAAUGUGCCAGCAUGGGCUUCACAGGUUUUGAGGCAGUUAGCCCUAGAUCCAUCUCAUCACGGCUUGGUUGCUCUGGGUAUUGCUAGCAUCCAGGGAAUGGCUGUUGCCUCCUUUGACAUGGAUGAUGCUGAGCGCCUCCUCUUCUUCUGUUCGGCCGAAACCGAGGACAGUGUCUCCCCGACUGAUUUUGGUCUCUCCCCUAGGAGCACCCCCGUUUGGUUGAGGCCUCCUGUUCCGAGCAGGAAGAGACCUGAACGGAGUCAAACGACGAGCCCUCACUUCAAUAGCGAGCAGGCAUGUUCAAAUGGGAGUCAAGAGGAUGGGGAGAAGAGCGAAGGGAGGGACUGGGCUCGACAGAGGCUGAAAGCGGCUGCUCUGAGGCCAAUUCCUCGUAUUCAUCCUCGUAAGAUACAGCUGUUCCUACGGACCUCCCAGAGAGAUGGAUUUGAUGAGGGGCAAGCAAGAGAUGGGUCGGCUGUUCCACCUGUGAGGCAGAGGGUCAUCAGGCCAGCCUCUCUGGCAUACCGGAGAUCAUCUGCCAAGUCAUUCCAGUCUAGGCAGAUGAUUUCCCUGAAUCCCUUGCCGCUAAAGAAACACGGGUGUGACCGAAGUGCAAUUCAGCAUUGUUCUGAGGAGGAGUUUUUGAAGGAUGUGAUGCAUUUUCUGACCAUUCGAGGGCAUUCCCGCCUGAUACCUCAAGGUGGGUUUGCGGAAUUUCCUGAUGCCAUACUCAACGCCAAGCGUCUCGACCUGUACAACUUGUACAAAGAGGUGGUUUCAAGAGGAGGCUUUCAUGUGGGCAACGGCAUCAACUGGAAAGGCCAAGUAUUCUCGAAGAUGUCCAACUAUACCACAACCCAUAGAAUGACUGGUGUGGGCAACACACUUAAAAGGCACUAUGAGACAUACCUUCUCGAAUAUGAACUAGCCCAUGAUGACGUUGAUGGGGAAUGUUGCUUGAUAUGCCACAGUGGUGCUGCCGGUGAUUGGGUUAACUGCGGAGCGUGUGGAGAGUGGGCCCACUUUGGAUGCGACAGAAGACAAGGUCUUGGAGCCUUUAAGGACUAUGCAAAGACGGACGGCUUAGAGUACAUUUGCCCUCAGUGCAGCAUGACUAACUCGAAGAAGAAGCAGCAGCUUCAGAGACCGACCAACGGGUUCUCUAAGGCUUACUAGGGUUAUGAAUCACUUCCCUGCUCUUUUCCACCCUAUGAGGCCGCAGAUUCUGGCAAAUGGUGAAAGAAGCAGGUCCCGCAUCUUAAACUGUCUAGCAAUCCCCGUAAAGUGGGUCAUAGUUGAGACUGACGGAUCGGAGCAAAAUAUAUAUGAGAAAUGUGUACAGGGUGCCUCCAUUUUGUUCUUAGAGAAGGGGCGAAGGAGAAAUAGAAGUUUACCAUAUUUUUAUCGUAGAAUGAAGUUUUUGUAAUCCCAGAGAACAGCUGAAUGAAGUUUUUAUUUAACAGUCUGAAAAUUAGAAUUUUAAUCAUAAUUAUUCCUUGAAACUUGGAAAUCA
Messenger RNA from Punica granatum (pomegranate), 2972 nucleotides. Lineage: Eukaryota; Viridiplantae; Streptophyta; Magnoliopsida; Myrtales; Lythraceae. The record is from RefSeq and is a predicted model, not a curated record.